AUAUAAAUAUUGGAACGUAUGCAAAAACAUUGCAGGUGGAUAACAGCUGAUUUUAGCGGUAAAAACAAUGACAGAUCCACGGACGCAUUGCGAAAUAUUUCGAAAGUUUCAACAGCUGUGAACUUGACAAGAGUUAAGUUUCUAAUAAAUUACAAAGAAUAACGAGGAAAAUUAAGUGAAUUAUAAGAAAAUAUGGUUUUCUUAUCGUUAAAUCUGUUGGUGAGAGCACGCGGACCCGACGAAUUCUGGCGCAAACGAAAAAUAUUUAAGCUCGCCGCUCAUUAUAUCGGUAGAAGGAGAAAUUGUUAUAGCAUUGCUAUCAGAAACGUGCAUAGAGCUCUGAUAUUUGCCACUGAUGCCAGAAAAUUGAAAAAAUGGGAUAUUAAAGAGCUGCGAGAACAGAGGUUAGAAGCUGCUACAAACGAACAUGGCAUAAAUUUCACAACUUUUAAAGAGGGAUUGAGUAGAUGUAACAUUCUACUGAAUCGAAAAGUAUUAGCUGAUUUAUCAAUUUGGGAACCUCGAUCUUUCAAAGCUCUUACAGAUAUUGCUUUCGCAAGAGCGAAGCAAGACCAUUUAAAAUAUGUUAGCAAUAAUGAAGUACCCAAGAGCGUUUUCGUAAAAGGUUUGAUUAAAUAAGUCCUUCCAAAGAUUGUAUAAAAUGACAAAGAGAUUCUUUGUUUCUAACAUUUAUUAAUAAGCUUUUACAAUGUCUCCGAAUUUUAUUUCAUUAAGUGUAUCGAUGGUACUGCAGAUAUAAAUUUGAGUUAAUAUAUUUAUAGUACUUGUAGUACUAUAAAUACAUUUAAGAAUCAUGUGUACAAUGAUAAUCAACAACGAUGUAAUGUAAUCUUUCAUAAUAUUGUGCAGCUACAUCGCAAACAGAUUAGAGAUUGAAAAUAUAUAAUAAAUAUGGAUAUGACUCUUA
Messenger RNA from Cataglyphis hispanica, 928 nucleotides. It is a transcript of the gene mRpL20, whose product is annotated as 39S ribosomal protein L20, mitochondrial. Gene Ontology annotation, cellular component: ribosome. The record is from RefSeq and is a predicted model, not a curated record. The coding region runs from base 193 to 639 and encodes 148 amino acids. The transcript is spliced from 4 exons. NCBI's taxonomy places the organism in Eukaryota, Metazoa, Arthropoda, Insecta, Hymenoptera, Formicidae. Gene Ontology annotation, molecular function: structural constituent of ribosome; rRNA binding. Gene Ontology annotation, biological process: ribosomal large subunit assembly; translation.